UUCCAAAGCAUCAAACAACACACGGAUCAUCUCAUCUCAUCUCAUCUCAUCUCCUUCAAGAAAGCCAAAAGCUUUCUCUUUCCUUAAAUUUCACUUUUGCGGCGUCCUUCUAUCCACUCACAAGAAAGCAACAGAUCAAUAAAUCCCAGAUUAAAGAAAAACAAAAAAGACUCAAACUUUUUCCUCUCUCUCUCUCUCUCCUUCUCCUUGGUUUGCUCAACCAACCAACCAAGUUCUCUUAAAUAGUGAAGAAAAGCUUCGAUUUUUGGGAAGUGGGUUCGUUUUGAAAGAUGGGUUCUUCUGUGGAGCAGAACAUUUUGGUGACUGGUGGUGCUGGAUUCAUUGGAACACACACUGUUGUUCAGCUUUUGAAUCAGGGUUUUAAGGUUACCAUCAUUGAUAAUCUUGAUAACUCUGUCGUUGAAGCUGUUCAUAGGGUUAGAGAGCUUGUUGGUCCUGAUCUCUCUACCAAGCUUGAAUUCAAUCUGGGUGAUCUAAGAAACAAAGGGGACAUUGAGAAACUCUUUUCCAAUCAGAGAUUUGAUGCUGUGAUUCACUUUGCUGGCCUUAAAGCUGUGGGAGAAAGUGUUGGAAACCCUCGUCGUUACUUUGAUAAUAACUUAGUUGGAACCAUCAAUCUGUAUGAGACCAUGGCAAAAUACAACUGCAAAAUGAUGGUCUUUUCAUCCUCUGCAACAGUUUAUGGCCAGCCUGAAAUAGUUCCAUGUGAGGAAGACUUUGAGUUACAGGCUAUGAAUCCUUAUGGUCGUACUAAGCUGUUUCUUGAAGAAAUAGCUAGAGACAUUCACACUGCUGAACCAGAAUGGAAGAUUAUUCUUCUGAGGUACUUCAAUCCGGUUGGAGCUCACGAGAGUGGAAGAAUUGGAGAAGAUCCAAAAGGCAUACCGAAUAACCUCAUGCCUUAUAUCCAACAAGUGGCAGUUGGACGUCUACCUGAACUCAAUGUAUAUGGACAUGACUAUCCCACCAAGGAUGGUAGCGCGGUCAGAGACUACAUUCAUGUAAUGGAUUUAGCAGAUGGCCAUGUUGCUGCUUUAAACAAGCUAUUUUCAGACCCAAAGAUUGGCUGUAGUGCUUUUAAUCUUGGGACUGGUCAAGGAACUUCUGUCUUAGAAAUGGUUUCAGGUUUCGAAAAAGCUUCUGGCAAGAAAAUACCAAUCAAGCUAUGUCCAAGAAGAGCUGGAGAUGCAACAGCUGUGUAUGCUUCAACUGCAAAAGCUGAGAAAGAACUUGGAUGGAAGGCAAAAUAUGGAGUGGAUGAGAUGUGCAGAGACCAAUGGAACUGGGCAAAUAAGAAUCCAUGGGGUUUCCAGAAGAAGCAUUGAUAUUUUCUUUUUAAAGCUUUUCCUUUUCUUUUCACCACUCUCUAAUAAAGAAAAUAUAUAUAUAUUAAAGCUUUUCCUUUUCUUUUCACCACUCUCUAAUAAAGAAAAUAUAUAUAUAUAUAUAUAUAUAGAUGGUUCUUUUAUAUUGCCUACAUCUAUCUCUUCUCUCUUCAAAAAAAGAAAAAGGUUGUAUCGAACGUAUCAUCCUCUUUCAGUUAAUAAAAAAAAAAAAAAAUCAAUUGUAAUAU
This is a messenger RNA of Camelina sativa (false flax), 1594 nucleotides long. RefSeq names its product bifunctional UDP-glucose 4-epimerase and UDP-xylose 4-epimerase 3-like. Gene Ontology annotation, cellular component: cytosol. Gene Ontology annotation, molecular function: UDP-glucose 4-epimerase activity. Gene Ontology annotation, biological process: galactose metabolic process. The record is from RefSeq and is a predicted model, not a curated record. NCBI's taxonomy places the organism in Eukaryota, Viridiplantae, Streptophyta, Magnoliopsida, Brassicales, Brassicaceae.